This is a messenger RNA of Alternaria burnsii, 2628 nucleotides long. Its product is annotated as binuclear zinc transcription factor. Gene Ontology annotation, molecular function: DNA binding; DNA-binding transcription factor activity, RNA polymerase II-specific; zinc ion binding. NCBI's taxonomy places the organism in Eukaryota, Fungi, Ascomycota, Dothideomycetes, Pleosporales, Pleosporaceae. The coding region runs from base 1 to 2628 and encodes 875 amino acids. Gene Ontology annotation, cellular component: nucleus. The transcript has 6 exons. Gene Ontology annotation, biological process: DNA-templated transcription; regulation of DNA-templated transcription. The record is from RefSeq and is a predicted model, not a curated record.
AUGGCUUCUAACGGGUCAGAGUCGCCGGAUGAGACCUUCUUUAACGAUCUUUCCCAACCAGCGCAAGAAACGAACUCUACCAACGGUCAGGACACACAGCAGGAGGGGCCGAACAAGGUCAAAAGGAUCGCUUGUGUUUUGUGUAGGAAGAGGAAGUUGCGAUGCGACGGCGCCCGGCCGACGUGUUCGACAUGUAAGCGACUGUCCCACGAUUGCGCCUACGAUGAAGUCCGCAAGAAAAGUGGGCCCAAGCGUGGCUACGUGAAGCUGCUCGAACAACGACUACAGCAAGUCGAGACCCUCCUCAAGACCCAAGACACGGCCGACUCGAGCAAAGAAGCCCCGCGCCAGGAUUCCGCUUCCGCAUACGUCGCGAACACUAUAAAUCAAGCGCUGUCGAAUUCUAGGGACGGCCUCAACGCGACAAACAAUUUCCAAGCAGGAACCAAUGCAUCGAGGACUGCUGGCGCAAGCCCAUUCCAAAAUGCUGGUACAGCAGGGAACGACGCCGAGACUGAGCCCUCAUGGGAGAUGAUCGGACUUGGGCUAGAGGAGCCUCUGCCUCCCCAAGAAAUCAUGGACGAUCUAUACCAAAUAUACUUCUCCAAGCUCCAUCUCUCCAUGCCCAUCAUACAUAGACCAAGAUUCAUGGCUGCUUUAAACCUGGCUCCUCACAUGCGACCCCCGGUCUGCCUGCGAUACAUCAUUUGGACCCUAGCAGCUUCCAUUUCAGACAAAUACGAUGCAUUACACGAACAUUUCUACCAACGUGCCAGGAAAUACGCGCAAGCGGAUGAAAUGAAGGGCCAUGGAGAGUCUACCAUCACACUUGCACAUUGUCAGACAUGGGUUUUGGUGGCUACGUAUGAGUUCAGACAGAUGUACUUCCCGAGGGCCUGGUUGUCAGCUGGGAGAGGCGCAAGACUAGCUCAGAUGAUGCAGCUACAUCGCUUGGAUGGAGUGGGACUUGACGUGAAGCAAUGCCUAGCUCCACCGAAGGAUUGGACCGAGCGUGAGGAACGUCGAAGAACCUUCUGGUUAACCUUUUGCAUUGAUCGCUAUGCAAGUAUUGGAACCGGUUGGCCGAUGACCUAUGAUGAGAAAGACAUCAUAACCAACCUACCAGCAAGUGAUGAAGCGUUCGAGAAGAGUAGGCCAAUGGCAACUGGGCCAUUGGAGGAAAUUUUCAAUCCUGGAGGCGUAGCAAACCUCCAACCACUCGGCGGCAUUGUCCUGACAGCUGCCAUGUUCGGCCGCAACUUGCUUCACUUGCACCGACCUUUGCCAGACGAUAAUGACGACGAUAUCAACGGCGGCUUCUGGAACCGACAUCGGCACAUUGAGCGUAUACUCCUUCAAACCUCGCUGAGCCUACCAGACCCUCUCCGUCUACCAUCUGGUCUGGCUGAUCCUAACGUAGUGUUCACGAAUAUGUGCAUCCAUACCUCGGCAAUAUGUCUUCACCAAGCAGCAAUCUUCAAGGCAGACAAGUACCGGUUGCCAGCAAGCGUCAGUAAUGAGAGCAAGAUCCGAUGUGUAACAGCAGCGGCAGAGACUGCUUCUAUUAUGCGCAUGGUCAGUCAUAUGGACCUUGGUGCAAUGAACCCGUUCAUCUCUUUCUGCGUUUAUGUGGCAGCAAGAGUAUUCGUGCAGUACCUUAAGACCCGACCAAAAGAUGAACAAAUGAAGUCUUCGCUGCAGUUUCUCUUGCAAGCCAUGGAAGCCCUUCGUCGGAAGAACCCGCUUACAGAGUCGUUCUUAGUGCAAUUAGAUCUUGAUUUGGAAGGUGCUGGUCUGCAAGGCAUGCGUAAUCAGCCAUUAGCACAACCUACGGGCAAAGUGAGUCAACCCCCAGAGAGUCUCCAGGGAUUGAGCGAUUCUGUUGCGAAUCAAUACCAAAUCCCGGGUCGAAGUUCUACCAAUCCUUUGAUCAACAUACAAGAAUCGCAGCAUUCUACCGCAGCAGCCACUACGUUCGGAGAUAGCGUUCCAUUUACUCCAGCAUCGAUACCCAAUACGCAAUACUCGAACAACAAUCCAGGUCCGCCGUUUCAUAUCCACAGCAUCAACAGCAUCAACAUGCAUGCGCAGAAUUCGGCCUUCAUGCCAUCGCAAUUUAACUCGCACGGAAGCUUUGCUGCUAACCAAGAAUUCACUCCCGCCGGCUUCGCAUUCAAUGAUGGGAACGAGAUGGACCUCUCUGGAGGCGAUAGAGGUGUUGACCAGCCCAGUCCCGCAACAAUGAGCACCCAAUCACGAAACGGUUCAACAUCACGAUCUUCUUACUCUCCUGGUCAGCCAAUCGAGCACAACAUCCCAUACCGGGCGUCCCCUAAGAUGACAGGGCCGCCGCUGGGCUCUAACACUAGUUUCCAAGGAUUUGUUGCUCCUAGCGAGAGCUUUCCUGCGAGUAACUUUGGCGCAUCUGGAACCCUGGGCAACACAGGCUAUGGUGAUGGGUUCGUGAUGGGCAACGAGUGGGAAUACGCGGCUUUGAAUGCCGGGACAGGUCUCACGCCGAUGGCAGACGCAUCGUGGGAUUCGAUGCUGGAAAAUAUCACGAUGGGAUGGGAUUCUGUCGGUCCUGGACACGAACACGCCAACCGAGCGAACGCGGCUGGAACAUGA